CUAAAAUGCUUCAACACGACAGAACCCCACUCGCCGUUUUUAUCGUUAUUGCUACCCAGUUGAAUUAUUUUGUUGUUGCAGCUCAGAGUGGUGCUUUAAGUCACCUGCUUCACCCAGAGGACCCAGAGUGUCCCUUAUCUUUAUCAUUCUUACCACAGACCCUUUAUCUUUAUCAUUCUUACCACACUCCUGGUCCUGUGGUGUAAAAACCAAAGACCGUCAUCAAAAUGUCGAAGAUCUGUUCUGCUUCUUCCUCGGGUCAGGUGCUCCAGGGGCGACGCAUCCUGUCUGCUAAAUACCGCGUUCCUCCAUCCCGUCUCGACGCCGUUGCUGGCUAUUACAGAGAUCGCUUUGGCAUGCAAAUGUCUUCAUCGGGUUCUUCUGGUACUAACGUGGUUACGCAGCUUGCCUUCCCACAUUCAGUCAAUUCCUGUAAUCUGCAGUUUCGCACUAUCAGCAGCUCUACUGGUGCUAGUACAACUAGUAGUAGUGCUGCUUGUGCUUCCUCGUCCGCCAGUCCUCCUCCUGCUGCUUCAUCAAGCAAACCCUUGUACUGGAAAAUUGGCUUAGCUGUGGACGAUGUGAACGCAUGUUUAGGACGAAUGGGGAGUGGAGACCGUGGCUCUCAGUUUCUAGAUGUCGGCUUCCUAGAACAUGUCCAAGAUCCAAUAGGACACCCUGUUGAGUUGCUACAGACAACUUUCGAAGGAAAUGAAGCAGGGAAGAGGAUUAUACAGGUAGUUAUAGCUACUCGAAAGCAGGCAUUUGAUCUCGACUAGUAGGGAUCACGACUAAACUCAAACUCUGUCUAGAACAAACUAUGACUCGUGCAUACACCUGCCUGAGAAAUAACUACUUGUACUUUUAGCCAAUUAGAAGUUCUUGUUGACAAACAAACACAUUGAAAGUCAAACAGUCACUAAACUUCUACAAUCAGGCUUCGCGCGACCCUCAAGCUACCUCUCCAAAUGCCCUGACUGGUGGCCCCGAUCCCGUCAUCGGACAGAUCACCACCCGAACCCGCGACCCCACCGCUCUAGUCAAGUUUUACACGGAAGUCAUGGGCAUGACCUUACUGGAAAAACAAGACGUUUCGCGCUAUGGCUUCGAUCUCUAUUUCUUCGCGUACUGUGAUGCGCCAUCCGCACAACUCCAAGCCAGUAUCCAAGCACGCAGAGAAUGGCUGUAUCAACUGCCAGUGACCACUCUGGAAGUGCAGCAUCAUCGUGGAACUGAUCCGAAGGGGCCGAGACUUAAAGGUAUUGAAGAUAGUUCGAUGGCUUCAUGUCACUACAAAAGAUUAAGAUUUUGAAAUUAGGCAACAUAGCCUAUUUCAUCAUGUUGUUCAAUCAUGUUUUCUAGUCCCUUACUGUGUUCUGCCUGAAAGAAUCCACCACCCUCACAAACGGACUAAUCCAAGGUCCCGAUGACAUCCCAGCGUCAGCUGCAGCCUUCGAAGGCAUUUCGGUAGGGGUGUCUGCCGCUGAUUUCCGCCGCAUAUCUAAUCAUGCCACGUUCGACGCCAAGACAAACACUGUAAUUGACCCAGAUGGCUUGCGUAUCGAUGUCAUUGUCCUUGGACAAGAUGGCAAGGUUGCCUCAAAUUGUACGAACACCCUGCUUCCGGCGCGUCUCAAUGUCCCACAAGUAGUAGGACAUCAAGAUGAAAAUCAACUCUCGGUGCCUGGUUCUCCCCGAGCUGGAUCUCACUCUCCUCGCAUGAGAAGUCCUAGAAUCAGCGCUUUUCUGCAGCCUUCGAUGGCGCCACAUCCAGUGUCUCCAGCACUAGAAGGAUCGGACUGGAGUCGCGUGUUUGGACAAGGUCCGAUGCCCAGCUCUCCGCGUUUGGGAGCUCAUACAAGAGCCCAAUACGCAGCAAUGUCUUCAUCUAGUAGUGGUGCGAAUAAAGGCGCUUCUACUUCUAGCGGGACAUCAAAUAAAAGUAGUGGUGGAAGAGCAGAUUGGAGUGUCGUUGUCACUCGCGAGAUCGACCCUCUCCACAAGUUUCCUGGCGCACCACAGUUGAAGCUGCUCCAGUUCCCGUGCCUGGAUGACAAUUAUGGGUACCUGUUCCACUUGCCUGGAGGCGGUGCCGGUCGCGUGAUCGCAGUUGACCUGCCCCAAGGCUGUGGUGCAGAGUAUUGCGAACGCGCCAGGGAAACGUUUGGAUCUCCGAUCACCGAUGUCUUGGUCACCCACUGGCAUUGGGACCAUCUAGGCGCUUGGCCAGAGAUCAAGGCGAACAAUUUCGCUUUGAAUAGCGGCGUUCGUCCUCGCAUGUUUGGAAGCAGGGUUGAGUUGCCGAACUUGCAACGCUACGCGUCAGAAAGCGAUUUUGACGACCUGCUCAAACAAGGAGAUAAGUUGACCAUUGGAGCAGGCGGCGGAAGUUCUGUCUCUGGUGGAGGACAAACUGCGACGACGCCUCUGGAAUUUGAGAUCAUCCACGUUCCAGGCCACACUUUAGGACACAUCGCGUUCUAUCUGAAGAGUCAUGGCUUGGCUUUUACGGGAGAUAUCAUUUUCCCAAUGGGUUGUGGACGUGUGUUUGAGGGAGAUGCAGCGGAGAAUUACAGGUACAACUAGAAUUACAGGUACGACUAGAUCUCUUAAUGUACCUCUAUAUAUUAUACCAAAUAUUCUCUCUACGCACAUCCACACUUUUGUUGAUGAAUUUGCAUUCGAUAUGUGUGAUUUUCUCCAUAAUUUGGUCCACAACUUUUAAUCAUAAGUACAUCCAUAACCAUAUUAAACUCAACCUGCAUUUUCUUUCAUCCUUGUUUCUGCUCCUGCUCAGGACCCUGA
Molecule: messenger RNA, 2805 nt
Organism: Amoebophrya sp. A25
Lineage: Eukaryota; Dinophyceae; Syndiniales; Amoebophryaceae
Source: the annotation of a GenBank genome assembly